AACUAUAUAAAAGGUGAGAUUCAUUUUAUCAAAAGUGGUUACUAUCGGUAAAUCUAGUUUCCUUUAAUGCUAACUUUGUGUAAAUUUCGAUUGUUAUUAGUAAACUUCGGAAUCCUGUCAGUUUUAGGAAAUAAUCUCACCUGUUAUCAAUGCAAUGAUUGUGAUAAAGUUGAUAAAAAUACAGGAAAAUCACGCGGUUGCCCAGUUUGCGUGAAAGCCAUUUAUAGCCAACCGAAAAGACUUGUCGAAAGAUCAUGCUACUAUUCGUGUGAGGCAUUACCAGAAUUUCCAGCUGCUAAAUUUUACUGUUGUAAAAAAAAUUUAUGUAAUUCAUCACCAAGCGUUAGUUGGAACUCAAUGUGUUUCCUUUCCACUGUGCUAAUUUAUAUCAUCCUAAAAUAUCUGAGUAAAUUUAUGUGAAUUUUUUUUUAAAUUGUUAAACAUGUUAAUUUCUAUAUAUGAAUAAAGUAUACUAUGUCCAUCAGUAUUCUCACGUAAACCGGUUGAAUGUUUCUCAUCGACUCCAACCAUUGUUAUUAUGCUUGUAGGCAAUAACCUGUCUUUGGAUUUUGUUCACCAUAUGAAUUAAUUCCUGCACUUUUUGCAUUUAUUUCCCUUGAUGAAUUUGAAUAAUUAAAACAAUUAGUCCCUUUGAUAAAU
This is a messenger RNA of Trichobilharzia regenti, 660 nucleotides long. The record is from the annotation of a GenBank genome assembly. NCBI's taxonomy places the organism in Eukaryota, Metazoa, Platyhelminthes, Trematoda, Strigeidida, Schistosomatidae.